Molecule: messenger RNA, 301 nt
Organism: Acaulospora colombiana
Lineage: Eukaryota; Fungi; Glomeromycota; Glomeromycetes; Diversisporales; Acaulosporaceae
Source: the annotation of a GenBank genome assembly
CUAUCACUUUGUGCAUGAAAUGACUGCUCUUCUAGUUGCUUUAUACCCCUUUCUUGUGAUCAUGACAUCAGAAAAGUCGCUCUGGUGUUGUGGUAAACUCGAGGCUGUCAUCCUCGGAGGACGCCCGAUGGUCGGAAACGAAAUUUGGCUUACCUGUAAAUCUUACGUGGCCUGUAACUGCGAUGCAGCCUCCACCAAAGUGGACGCUUCCUCACUGCCAUAUGUCCCCAUUACCCUCCUCCGACCUCCAAAUAACGGAAAGUUGGUAGAGUGUAGAUUCCAGGCUGCUUUGUCGCCAUAA